Molecule: messenger RNA, 1179 nt
Organism: Moesziomyces antarcticus
Lineage: Eukaryota; Fungi; Basidiomycota; Ustilaginomycetes; Ustilaginales; Ustilaginaceae
Product: glycosyl hydrolase family 88
Exons: 1
Coding region: 1-1179 (392 amino acids)
Biological process (GO): carbohydrate metabolic process
Source: RefSeq, a predicted model, not a curated record
AUGACGUCUGACUCUGCCGCCGCCGCCUUGUCGUCCAGCGCUGCGGCCUCGCUUGUGGACAAGCUGAUCCACAAGCUGCUGCACAACGAGGAUGCGGACGGCAAGUUCCUGCUCCCGCUCGAGGAUGGGCGCGUCAUCGACACCAAAGGCUGGAACGGCUGGGAGUGGACACACGGCGUGGCGCUAUAUGCGCUCUUUGAGCACCACGAGCUCACCUCCUCUCGCACCUCGCUUGCGAUCAUUCACGACUGGUUUGCCGCUCGCAGGAAGGAAGGAGGCACGACCAAGAACAUCAAUACGAUGGCGGCGCUGCUCUCGCUCGCGUUCGUGUACGAGCGCGACCCCGACUCGCAUACCGAGUACAAGGAUUGGCUCGUCGAGUGGGCCGAGUGGGUCAUGGCCGACGCAGUUAAUGGCGGACUUCCAAAGACACAAGAGGGCGGGUUUCAGCACAUCACAUACGACUCCGAGAACAAGGGCCAGCUGUGGGACGAUACGCUGAUGAUGACCGUCCUCCCACUAGCCAAGAUCGGCAAAGUGCUCGGGGUGCAAAGGUACAUCGAGGAGGCAAAGUACCAGUUCUUGCUCCACAUCAAGUACCUCUAUGAUGCAGUAACCGGCUUGUGGUUCCACGGUUGGACGUUCGAAGGACGCCAUCACUUUGCAGGCGCACACUGGGCCCGUGGCAACUGCUGGAUCACCCUCGCCAUUCCGCUCUUCUUCCACAUCCUCGGCGACGACCAGGAUCUUGCCGACCAUGCAUCUCCGCUCUCCAAACACUUGAUCGGCACGCUAGAGGCACAGCUCGAUGCGCUGCUGCCGCUGCAGGAUCCUGCUACCGGUCUGUUCCACACCCUGCUCAAGUACAAGGACUCGUACGUCGAGUCAUCCGCCUCGGCAGGCUUUGCUGCAGGUGCACUCCUCGCACUUCGAUUUGGACUCAUCAAGGAUGCCGACAAGCAGCGAAAGUACAGGGCGCUGGCGGACGCGGCUCUGAAGGGCGUCGUUGAUAUGAUCGCCGAAGACGGAGAGCUGCAGCAAACCUCGUUCGGGACUGCCAUGGGUCACGACCUCGACUUCUAUCGCAACAUCCCCAUCACUCCCAUGCCCUAUGGCCAGGCUCUGGCUCUGCUUGCCAUUGUAGAACACAUGGCGCUCGACGCUUCGCCCAGGGCCUAG